GUCUUAUUUGCAUCUUCUCUUCAUUUAGCCAAUAGGAGCUGUUGCUCUUUUGUCCUGCGCCUUCUGAAAAGGAUUUGUCACCUGACUCCGCUCAACAUGGCUGCGUUCUUAGCUCUGGUGCUUUGGGCGCGAGGAGCAGGAAUUAGUCCACGAAUGAAAAUUUGAGAAUGUAAUUUUCUGUGCAAUUCAUCUCAACCUCCCUGCACUCUGUGCUGGGGAAAAUGCUUCAUCCAUUUGGAAAAGAGGAAACUGCGUCCCAAAAGCAGCUUUUUGGAUUUUUCUGUGACUGCCUUCAGAGAGGAGAAUGGGAGCUGGCACAGGCAUGUGUACCUCAGCUGCACGAGGCACAGGGGGAUAUCCCCCAAAAGGUGGAAGACAUACUGCAGGCGCUGGUGGUGUGUCCAAAUCAGCUGAGAUGUGGACAGGACAUCAGCCCUCAAAAACUGGCCUGGUUCUGGCUUCUUGUACUAGAGAAAUGGAUGGCCCUAAAAAAGAAACUACUUCCUAGUGUUUUCCGGAGAAAACUUGAGUUUCUUUUAUUGUCAGGAGACCUUCCUGGUGACAUUCCAGAAGACAUCCUCAAGGAGCUGUAUGAAAUCUUAGCACAAGACUCGGGCCCUGUGUUUGAUGGAAAUCAGAGACAGGAGAGCUGGGCCCCACAGCUCAGCUCAGUAGCUGUAUCUGUGCUCUGGGACCUUCUGCAGCAGGCUCCCCAGCCUACACAGGCCCUGCUGCAGCUCCUGCUUAGAGGGGAUGACGGCACUGGCUGCUGUGGCUGGCCUCUGCAGAAGGCUCUUGUGGACCUCAUUCGAAAAGCACUGCGGGCUUCAAGGGACCCUACCUCUUUGACUCCUGGGGUAGCAGGCGCCAUCUAUGGGGUCCUUCGCACUCUGUAUUGCCCUGCAGAGCUGCUUGGGCCCGAGCUGCAUCUCCUGUGUGAGGAACUGCUGGAUGCCUGCAGGGCAGAAGGAAGCCCCCUACAGGAGGAGCAAGUUCUGGGCUCCCUGCUGCACAAGACUGGACGGGUCCUGGUGUCCCUUUAUGGCCGUACCUAUGCAGAGAAGGUCACCAAAAAAUCACCAGAGACCACUCCUUUGGAAAAGGCUCUACAAGAUCAUCUGGAUCCUGAGCAGGCAAUGUUAGCCCUGUUCUCUAAUCCUGACCCAGCCCAGGUUUGGAAAUCAGCCUGUUUCUACUGCCUGGGCAAUAGCAAACACUUCCUCGAGCAGAUCCUAGUGACAGCACUAGCGCUAUUGAAAGAGGAAGACUUCCCAAGUCUUGGCUGUCUACUAGAUAGAGAAUUCAGGCCUCUCAGCCGACUGCUCGUGCUCCUGGGAUGGACAUAUUGCCAGAGCUUAGAUUCAGCCAAAGGGCUGCUCCAGACGCUCCACAGGACCCAGGACCAAGACUGCGAUAAGCUCCUCAGGGAUGCCUGUGAUGGGUUGUGGACUCACCUGGAGGUCCUGGAGUGGUGUGUACAGCACAACAGCAGCCCUAUACCAAAGAGAGAUCUCUUGUGUCAUUUACAUGGUGGAGACAGCCACUCAGUGCUCUACUCUCUUCACCACCUGACAAACCUUCCAGCACUCAGGGAGGAAGAUGUACUCGAGCUCAUACAGAAAGUGCCAGCCAAAGACCCCCAGCAAGAACACGAUUCUGCUAAUACCUUGGCCCCCGAGCACCUGAGUCAAUGUCAAAACCUGACACUCUACCAGAGCUUCUGUGCCAUGAAGUAUGCUAUCUAUGCCCUCUGUGUGAACUCACACCAGCACUCCCAGUGCCAGGAAUGCAAACACAGUCCCUCUGAGGACCUAACUUCAGCUACAGAGCCAGCAGGUGACUUUCCCUCCUUCCCAGGUGCUUCAAAUCUCUUCUCAACAUACCUGGCCAGGUGCCAGCAGUACCUGCGCAGUGUCCCUGACUCUCUGUGCCUGGAACUCCUCGAAAACAUCUUCUCACUGCUCCUAAUCACCUCUGCCGAUCUUCACCCAGAGCCUCACCUUCCCGAGGACUAUGCUGAGGACGAUGAUGUUGAGGAGAAGAGGCCUCAGGGUUUGAGGUCCCCAUCGGAGAGCCCUCAACACACAGCACAGCCUGAAAGGAAGUUAGAAAGGGUUUCUCAGGGAAUCCCCAGGAACCUUGCUUACACAGUCCCAAACUUUCUGAAAACGGAGGCAAAGGACAGUUACCCAGGACCUCACAGGAACAGCUUUUUGGAUCUUAAGCACUUUACUCGUGGCGUCAGUGGAUUCCUGGCUGAUGAAUGUGCAAUAGGGGCCUUCCUUGGGCUUCUCCAGGAGCGACUGGAUGAAAUCAGUAGCCACAAUCCUCCAGAGAAAUCAAAGCUGCUAGAAGGCCAAAAGGACUCGGGAAGCAGAGAUGGACUACAGACCCGUCUGCACCGGUUUUCCAAGGUUCUCUCUGAGGCCCAGUGGAGAUAUAAGGUGGUAACAAGCAACCAAAGCUCAGAGGAGCAGCCUUCCCGAAGAUACUGGCCCAUUGCCACAGGGCACCCCAGUGUCCGCCGGAGUCGUCGGACAAGGAGAAGCCGGGCAGAUGGCCGGGACAGAGGUUCUAAUGCAUCCCUGGAAAGUACAAGUAGUGAACUGAGCACAAGUACUUCAGAGGGAAGUCUGAGUGCAGUAUCUGGAAAGAAUGAACAGGAUGGACGCUUGCAGCCCCAGAGUCCACUCAUUCCCAUGAUGUUCUCCCCAGCUGAGUCACUGCUGGCAUCCUGCAUCCUCCGUGGGAACUUUUCAGAAGCCCAUCAGGUGGUUUUCACAUUCAACCUGAAGUCUUCGCCCAGCUCGGGGGAACUGAUGUUGAUGGAGCGCUACCAGGAGGUGGUCCAGGAGCUGGCCCGAGUAGAGCACAAGAUCGAAAACCAGAACUCAGAGGGAGGUAGCAGCACCAUUCGAAGGACUGGCAGUGGCCGCUCCACUCUGCAGGCCAUUGGCAGUGCUGCGGCGGCAGGGAUGGUGUUUUACUCCAUCUCCGAUGUGACCGACAAGCUGCUCAGUACCACUGGAGACCCUAUCUCUACACUUCAGGAGGACUUUUGGGUGAGCAGUACCCUAUUGGAGCCCACGGCUCCUCUGAAAGAGGUUCUGGAAGAUCUCAGUUCUCCUGCCAUGGCUGCCUUUGACCUGGCGUGCUCUCAGUGCCAGCUCUGGAAAACCUGCAAACAGCUCCUAGAAACAGCCGAGAGGCGUCUCCACAGUAGCCUUGAGAGCAGAGGCCGACGCCUAGACCACGUUCUCCUCAAUACUGAUGGCAUUCGAGGUUUUCCCGUUGUUCUUCAGCAAAUCAAUAAGAUUCUCAAUUACCCACUGCUGUCAGCUGGACAGACUAAAUCAGAGAGCACUGAAGAAAAGGGAGGAGCCUGCCCUCCCCGGUACAGCGUUGCUGAGCUUCUGCAGAUGUGCUGGCCCAGUCUAACUGAAGACUGUGUUUCCACCCACACCACCCUCUCCCAACAGCUGGAUCAGGUCCUGCAGUCACUGAGAGAAGCACUUGAGCUACCAGAGACCAAGAGCACUCCACUGACCUGCCUGGUUGAACAGGUGUCCCAGAAAGCUCCAGAAGCCGAGACCCACCCCGUGUACAUUCAAACUCAGCUCCUCCAGAAGAAUCUGGGAAGACAGACCCCAGCAGGUGGCAGGCAGACUGACUACCUGGGCAUCUUCUUUAGCUACUGCAGCACCUUGGCUGCAGUUCUCCUCCGGAGUCUGAGCUCUGAGCCUGAUCAUGUAGAGGGCAAGGUGGGAAAUCCCUUUGUUCUCCUGCAACAGAGCUCUUCCCAAUUGGUGUCACACCUCCUCCUGGAGAGACAAGUUCCCCCAGACAGGCUCGCAACCCUUCUGGUCCGAGAGGGUCUCAGCUUGAGUGUGCCCCAGGUCAUUGUCAACUGCUGCUGUGAACCCCUUGCCCUUUGCCCUUCCCAGCAGAGCCAGCGGACUCUGUCCCUUCUAACUCAGCUGGCCACUCUGGCCCAGCUGCACAUGUCCCACUGCUUAGAGGACCUCCCACUUCCUACUCCCAGCUCACCAAAACCAAACGAGGCUCUCACAGGGGAGAAGAAAAUUCGCUCCUCCCCAAGGGACUCAUCAUCCCCAGGCCUCACUUCUUCAGCCGUGGCUUUUCUCAAGUCCCGCUCUAAACUGCUGGCCACCGUGGCCUGUCUGAGAGCUUCCCGAGGACCAAAGACCACCUGGCACAGCUUGUCCUGGAAAGAACUCCGUGGCCACAGGGAAGUGCCUCUGACUGCAGAGCAGGUAACCCGGGAGUGUGAGCGCCUACUGCAACAGUUUCCUCUGCUGGAGGCCUCCCUGCUGGCUGCCUGGGAGCCCCUUCGAGGUCCCUCAGAGCAGGGCCAAAGUCUGGCAGCCAGUCUCAGUAGCCAGGCUAGUCUCUCCACUGUCCUCCUCGGCUUGCAUUCUCCCAGCGCCCCAGAUGUGCUCACCGAGGCCUUCGAGGAAGCCCUGGCAGCCAGAGAUUGGUCCCGGGCUCUUCAGCUCAUCGAAGUGUACGGCCACAACGUGGGUGACUUGAGCAGUGUGAAGGACGCAGUCCUGAGCUGUGCCACGGCGUGUGAUAAAGAAGGUUGGCAAUAUCUCUUUGCUGUGGAAGAUGCAUCUCUAAGAAGUCGAUUAAGUCUGCAGUUUGUGGACAGGUGGCCCCUGGACUCAUGCCUGGAGAUCCUGGCCUACUGCAUUUCAGACACAGCCAUCCAAGACGGACUCAAGUGUGAGCUCCAGAGAAAGCUGGCAGAACUGCGGGUAUAUCAGAAGAUUCUAGGUUUGCAGGCUACCCCCACAUGGUGUGACUGGCAGUCUCUGAAGAAGUGUUGUGUGGACAACCCAUCAGCUGUCAUGAACACAAUUCUAGAAGCAAAGGAGUAUGGCCUGUGUGAGGAAUGGAGCAGUUUAUACCCCAUCCCAAGGGAGCAUUUGAUCAGCCUCCAUCAAAAGCAUCUUCUCCACUUGCUAGAAGGAGGCAGUCAUGAAAAGGCUCUGCAACUCCUGAGAAGGAUUUCUGACCCCACCAUGUGCCUUGAAGUGACAGAACAGUCCCUUGACCAGCACCCCAGCUUGGCCACUUCUCACUUCUUGGCCAACUACCUCACCACCCACUUCUAUGGAGAACUGACUGCUAUUCGACACUGUGAAAUCCAGGCACUAUACAUGGGGUCCAAGGUUCUGCUGACCCUGCCUGAACAGCACCGAGCCAGUUAUUCCCACCUGUCCACUCAACCCCUGCUCAUGCUGGAGCAGCUGCUCAUGAACAUGAAGGUGGACUGGGCCACUGUGGCUGUGCAGACUCUGCACCAGCUGCUGGCUGGGCAGGACAUUGGCUUCACCAUGGGCGAAGUUGACUCUCUGCUUUCCACAUAUGCAGGGAAAGCUUUGGACUUCCCAUACUCUCUGAGGGAGAAGCGGUCAGAUUCUGUGAGUCACCUCCAGGAAACCUUCAGUCAGGCUUCAGACCUGGAGAGCCUGUCUAGAUCCCCAUCAGCAGAGUUCUCUUCUGCUACAACUCCUGGUACCUCCACUGCACAUUCCCCCAAUCUGAAGGAGAGGAGCUUCCUGCCAAGUCUCCCUUUAUUGGAGUUUGUGCCCCCUGCCACACCACCAGCCAGGCAUCAGUGGGUACCAGAUGAAACAGAGAGCAUCUGCAUGGUCUGCUGCAGGGAGCAUUUCACCAUGUUUAACAGGCGUCAUCAUUGUCGUCGCUGUGGCCGCCUAGUGUGUAGUUCCUGUUCCACGAAGAAAAUGGUGGUAGAAGGCUGCAGAGAGAACCCGGCUCGUGUGUGUGAUCAGUGCUAUAGUUAUUACAACAAGGAUGUGCCAGAAGAGAGUCCAGAACAGUCAGAAGCACCAGACAGUUGCAAGAGUGGAAGCCCUCCAUAUUCAGCUGUGGUGAGAGUCCCCAAAGCAACUGAGGUAGAAUGGAUCUUGGAUCUGAACGAGGAAGAAAAUGAAUUGGUGCGGAGUGAAUUUUACUAUGAGCAGGCCCCCAGUGCUUCCUUGUGCAUCGCCAUCUUGAAUUUGCACCAAGACAGCAUUGCCUGUGGCCACCAGCUGAUCGAGCACUGCUGCAGGAUGUCCCAGGGCCUCACAAAUCCAGAGGUAGACGCAGGGCUGCUCAUAGACAUCAUGAAGCAGCUGCUCUUCAGCGCCAAGAUGAUGUUCGUCAAGACUGGCCAGAGCCAGGACCUGGCUCUUUGUGACAGCUACAUCAGCAAGGUCGACGUACUGAAUAUUUUAGUUGUCGCCUCGUAUCGCCAUGUGCCAUCUCUGGAUCAGAUCCUCCAGCCGGCUGCAGUAACCAGGCUCAGGAAUCAGCUUUUGGAAGCUGAAUACUACCAACUAGGCAUCGAGGUCUCCACAAAAACUGGACUUGACACCACCGGUGCCUGGCAUGCUUGGGGCAUGGCCUGCCUUAAAGCUGGGAACCUCACUGCUGCACGGGAGAAGUUCAGCCGUUGUCUGAAGCCCCCCUUUGACCUCAAUCAGCUGAGCCAUGGCUCCAGAUUGGUACAGGAUGUGGUGGACUACCUGGAGUCCAUCGUGCGGCCGCUCCUGUCGGUGCAAGAUGAUGACUACCUGGCCACGUUGAAGGAACUGGAAGCGACCCUUCGGACCCAGAGUCUCUUUCUGGAAGUGGUACCUGAAGGGAAGAUCAUGAGCAACACCUACUACCAGGAAUGCCUCUUCUAUCUGCAUAACUACAGCACCAACCUGGCCAUCAUCAGCUUCUAUGUGCGGCACAGCUGCCUGCGGGAAGCCCUGCUGCAUCUCCUCAACAAGGAGAGUCCUCCAGAAGUCUUCAUUGAAGGUAUUUUCCAGCCAAGCUAUGAAAGCGGGAAGCUGCACAUUUUGGAAAACUUACUUGAAUCCAUUGACCCAACCCUGGAGAGCUGGGGAAAGUACUUGAUUGCUGCCUGCCAGCAUCUCCAGAAGAAGAACUACUACCACAUUCUGUAUGAGCUACAGCAGUUUAUGAAGGACCAAGUCCGGGCUGCCAUGACCUGUAUCCGGUUCUUCAGUCACCAGGCAAAAACAUACACAGAACUGGGAGAAAAGCUCUCAUGGCUGCUUAAGGCCAAGGACCACCUGAAGAUCUACCUCCAAGAAACCUCCCGCAGUGCUAGAAAAAAGAAGGCCACCUUCUUCCGGAAGAAGAUGACUGCAGCUGACGUGUCAAGGCACAUGAACACACUUCAGCUGCAGAUGGAAGUGACGAGAUUCUUACAUCGGUGUGAAAGUGCCGGGACAUCUCAAAUCACAGCCUUGCCUCUGCCGACCCUGUUUGGAAACAACCACAUGAAAAUGGAUGUUGCCUGCAAGGUCAUGCUAGGAGGCAAAAAUGUAGAAGAUGGUUUCGGAAUUGCAUUCCGUGUUCUGCAGGACUUCCAGCUGGAUGCUGCUGCAACCUACUGCAGGGCUGGCCGGCAGUUGGUGGAGAGGGGGAAAUACAGUGAAAUCCGACAGCUGCUCAAGUGCGUCAGUGAGUCAGGCAUGGCAGCCAGAAGCGACGGGGACACCAUCCUCCUCAACUGCUUGGAAGCAUUCAAGAGAAUCCCACCCCAGGAGCUGGAGAGUCUAAUCCAGGCAAUACACAACGAUGAUAAUAAGGUUCAGGCCUACCUGACAUGUUGCAAACUGCGUUCAGCUUACCUGAUUGCUGUGAAGCAAGAGCUUGCACGGGCCACGGCUCUUGUUCAGCAGGUGGAGCAGGCAGCCAAGAGCAGCGGGGACACAGUAGUGCAAGACAUCUGUGCCCAGUGGCUCCUGACAAGCCGCAGCCGGGGUGAGCCUGGCACAGGCACUAAGAAAUGACCCUGGGCUGAGAACUGUGGAGCAGAAGCAAGGGCAAUGCUUUCAUCUUGGGCAAGGAAAGGAGAUUCACAUAAGUGCCAUGUGUCUGUAAACUUGUAGUGUGUGUGUGUGUGUGUGUGUGUGUGUGUGUGUGUGUGUGUGUGUGUGUGUGUGUGUAGAUGGGCAGUUCUUUCUACCUCUGAGUGAGUGAGUGUGGUGCACACUUGAGUGUGUUCAUGUUUACACCCAAGCAUUUCUGAACAAAUGAAACUUCCCCUCCACUGAAAAGAGGCACUUUACUUUAGGAUUUGGACUGUCUGCAAACUUUCCCUGCGUUUUGGUUCUUAACCCGGGUAAUCCUGUUUGUACACAGACCCCCUCUAUGUGGAGAAACACCACCUCAACCCACCCCCAGCUCCUUGUAACCAGAAGAGUUUUAUGGAGAGUCACAGCACCGAAAGGAUUGUUUUCUUUCCUUUCCUUCCCUUCCCAAAAGCCAGAGAUGGCUUGGGGGGCCGAUGCUGCCCAUGGAAUGAAACUGUUCCAAGUGUUUUCUCUCAUAAGCACAAAGAGUCACCAGGAGUCUUUAGAAAGUAGUCUGGAUAGAUGGAUCUCCAGGUACUGACAUCUGAAAGCUCUGAGCAUAUCUGCAGGUGGUGGGGUCUAGAGUCCCCCCCACACACACACACACACACAUACACAGGCAGGACAUACAUGGGCAGGAGGGACUAGGCAUUGGAUUCAUCAGGCACAGGGUUCAUCCAGUGGGGAGAGAAAGACAAACCUCUCCAACCAGGAAUGCAGGGUUUUGCUCAUAUGCAGAGAGCUGGCUUUUGCAAAUUUCCCUAUUGCAAAAUAAAAGAAUGUGAGAGACUUAAUAUCUGGGAAGAUAAAUGGCUGCCAGAACCCAAGGACUGAAUUGGUUUGACUUUGCCUAAGUUGUUUGUUUGUUUAUUCCUCUAUUAGAUAAAGACAGAAAGAAACUGAGCCUGAAAGGGAGUUAAGGAGAAAGAGAUCAAGUAUUUGAGAGAUACCUACAGCCCUGCUUUGUUGCUCAUAAAGCCCAGUCCUUAUGCAUGGUAGCAUAUGCACUCAGUGCGCCCCCCCCCCCCAGCCCCUGCCUUGCCUGUCUAAACUGUUGUCCUGUUUAUGCCCCUUUACGUGCCUAGGAAACUACUUCCUCUUCUCUCCUGUUCCUCCUUGGUCUAUCCAGACCCAAUGUGACUGAGAAAGCAGCAUGCUUCUUUGUCCUCUCAGAAAAAGUCAAGGGUGGGGCCUCCAGACAACGGUCAGAGUAAAAGGGAACAAGGAAUAAAUGCACAGCCAGUUGGUAGAGCCUUAGGCAAAGUGUUCCUUUCACACACAGUGGUUUGUCUGCCUACCCACAAUGUGACAACAAGUUGGAAAGGUCCUGUCAUCCUCGGUGACAUGGACUUGUCAAGGAAAAAAAAAUGAGAAAAACCACAGCUUUGGGCCUUCUACCAGCCAGAGCUCAGCCUACCCAUCUCAUAUUUGCUGCUAAAUCAGUCUGUCUGGUGCUUAGAAACCUCAUGGAUUUCCCUCAGGACCAGGUUUUUAAACAUGAAAACAAACAACUAGUAUGGGCAGCUGUCAAAUCCAAAGUUUCGGUCCUGUUGGAAGGAGAAAACCUUUCCUGCGUUUGGGUUCAAACAGAAAACGCUAAAAUCUUUUUUGAGGAAAUUUGCUAAGUGGCUUUCUUUGAGUCAAAGAAAAAAAAAAGGGAGCAAUGUAUUCCUCUCCCAGAAAAUGACAUUCCAUGGCAUCUUUUUGCCCGUCUGAGUCUGCCCUUAUUGUACUGGACCUAAGCACUUUAUACAGAUGGGCUGCAAAUCUUGCAGGCAUUAAUUUGAGGGUGUUAAAACUAGAUUUUCCUGAUUGGUCCCUCUAACUAGCUGAACUAUAAAAUAAAUAAUUGCUGACUAAAUGGACCUAAGAUAAGGUUAAAGUGCUGUGAGUAUCACACUGUGGUCUCUAGCAGAGAACAAACAUACAUGUCAAAGAGUUAAGUGUUACUUUAAGUCACAAUAAAGUGUCUAUUGUACAAGU
This is a messenger RNA of Erinaceus europaeus (western European hedgehog), 9887 nucleotides long. RefSeq names its product zinc finger FYVE-type containing 26 (gene ZFYVE26). Gene Ontology annotation, biological process: regulation of cytokinesis; mitotic cytokinesis; double-strand break repair via homologous recombination. The transcript is spliced from 42 exons. The coding region runs from base 222 to 7841 and encodes 2539 amino acids. The record is from RefSeq and is a predicted model, not a curated record. Gene Ontology annotation, molecular function: phosphatidylinositol-3-phosphate binding; metal ion binding. Gene Ontology annotation, cellular component: centrosome; lysosomal membrane; midbody. Lineage: Eukaryota; Metazoa; Chordata; Mammalia; Eulipotyphla; Erinaceidae.